Neomonachus schauinslandi (Hawaiian monk seal) is the source of this 1065-nucleotide messenger RNA. It is a transcript of the gene ERFL, whose product is annotated as ETS repressor factor like. Gene Ontology annotation, molecular function: DNA-binding transcription factor activity, RNA polymerase II-specific; sequence-specific DNA binding. Gene Ontology annotation, cellular component: nucleus. NCBI's taxonomy places the organism in Eukaryota, Metazoa, Chordata, Mammalia, Carnivora, Phocidae. Gene Ontology annotation, biological process: regulation of transcription by RNA polymerase II; cell differentiation. The record is from RefSeq and is a predicted model, not a curated record.
AUGGACUGUAGCUGCGUCUCCGACCUUCUCUUCGCCCCGCCCGCCCUGCCGGCUCUCUGGACCCCCGGGUUUGCCUUCCCGGAUUGGGCCUACAAGCCGGAGUCGUCCCCUGGCUCGAGGCAGAUCCAGCUGUGGCACUUUAUCCUGGAGCUGCUGCAGAAGGAGGAGUACCAGGGGGUCAUCGCCUGGCAGGGGGACUACGGGGAAUUCGUCAUCAAGGACCCCGAUGAAGUGGCUCGGCUCUGGGGCAUCCGCAAGUGCAAGCCCCACAUGAAUUAUGACAAGCUGAGCCGGGCCCUGCGCUACUACUACAACAAGCGGAUUCUCCAUAAGACCAAAGGGAAGAGGUUCACCUACAAGUUCAACUUCAGCAAAGUCGUGCUUGUCAAUUACCCACUGUUGGAUGUGGCAGCAGCCACCACAGGCUCCCCACUCUUGCUGACCCCUGGUCCCUUUGGGGGGACCUCUGGGGCAGAUGCUCCUCCCCUUACUCCCGAGACCUUGCAGACCCUGUUCUCAGCCCCUCGCCUGGGAGAGCCAGGGGCCAGGGCGCCCCUGUUCACCCCUGAGAUGGACAAGCUGCGUCUGGACAGCCCUUUCCCGUUCCUGGGCUCCGGUGCCACUGGCUAUUCCAAGCCCCCCGGCCUGCUGGGUCCUUACAGCCGCGCCUUCCCAGACUACCCCUGGAACUUUAACCCGUACCUCACCGGCCCCUUCCCUAAGCUGCCCCCCUCUCUGUACCCCCCCCACUUCUACCCCAACCCUCUGGCCAGUUCCCUGGGCCACCUGCCCUCGGCAGGGGCCGGGGGAGGCCCUACAGCUUCGCCCCUACUGGCUGCGGCGGGGGAGGGCCUGGGCCCCGAGCGCCCCUCGGGCCUGGCAGCAGCCCCUCGCCUGGCACUGCCGGGAGCCGGGGGUCCAGAGGCCGCGCUGGGCGGGAAGGACGACAGCGACUCGGAGCUGGAGAUCACGGACGUCAGCGGCUGCAGCUCUGACAGCGAGGGUGACGAGGGCCUCCCUGUGCCCCCCAAGGCCAAGGCGAGCAAAGGGGGGAUCGGCAGCUGA